Messenger RNA from Hyaloscypha bicolor E, 1089 nucleotides. RefSeq lists its product as uncharacterized. The record is from RefSeq and is a predicted model, not a curated record. The coding region runs from base 1 to 1089 and encodes 362 amino acids. NCBI's taxonomy places the organism in Eukaryota, Fungi, Ascomycota, Leotiomycetes, Helotiales, Hyaloscyphaceae. The transcript is spliced from 4 exons.
AUGGCUAGACUAUUAAGACACGAUAUGGGAGCCAGAAACCUUAUUACGUUCCCUUAUCUAAUUAAUUCCACUAUAGACUCUCGAUCCCCCACUAAUAUCGCCAACGCGCUUAUAGAAGCUCAGGAUAACUAUAUCUUUAAAGACGCCACCGAAGUCAUUAAAGCUAUUAAAGAUCCCGUUACCGAAGUCAUUAAAGCUAUCAAAGAUCCCGCCACCGAAGUCAUCGAAGCUUCUACUACCAAAGUCAUCAAAGCUCCCACCGCCGAAGUUAUCGAAGCUCCUACCGCCGAAGUUAUCGAAGCUCCUACCGCCAAAGUCAUCGAAGCUCCCACCGCCAAAGUCAUCAAAGCUCCUACUGCCAAAGUUAUUAAAGCUCCUACCGCCAAUACCAUUAAAGCUCUAGCUAAAGGUACUACCGCUCCCGCUACUAUAGCCACUCUAGCUAAAAGCACUACCGUUCCUAUCAUUCCGAUUACCAUAACCAAACCUGAGCCACCGGCACGUAUUACGCUAGUUCACGAGGUCAUCCCUAAGGCUUUCACGAUCGUCCACGCCGCCAAAUACGGCCCCUUACCAGAAGCUUUUGGCUACCAAACCACUAACCCAAAGGCUAAUAACUAUUUCGACGCUACGGAUAAGGCAUAUAUCAUAUUUCACAUAAAGAAGCUAAACGCCACCGGUACCAAUAUCCCAUACAUGAAUACGCGCGAUUACUCGAAAUACCUCAAAUCCCUCUCUAAGGAGAUCCUCUCUACUAAGCGGCAGAAAGAACCCAUAUUCACGUUCUUCCUAGUUAUUAAUAAUGCCGCUUAUAGAAUAAAGAUAUUCGGAAAGCUCAAGAAUAAGAUUCUCAAGAACUCAAAGCUUAAUCGUCCUAAGGCAGGUAACAUAGUUCGUAUCCGCAUUCCAUUCGACGUCCCCGACUGCCCAGAAUACACAGGCAAAAAUACUAAGCGCCCACGUAUAUUCCCUCAAGAUUUCAAUAAUAAUGGCACCUUCCGUGAGGAUUUCAAUAACAAUACACAAGAAGCAGCCGAGGUCCGUCGGGAGAUCUCUACAGAAGCCAUAGCUAAAGAAGAGCUACGCUAG